This is a messenger RNA of Neltuma alba, 1909 nucleotides long. RefSeq names its product transcription factor bHLH121. Lineage: Eukaryota; Viridiplantae; Streptophyta; Magnoliopsida; Fabales; Fabaceae. The coding region runs from base 549 to 1412 and encodes 287 amino acids. The record is from RefSeq and is a predicted model, not a curated record. The transcript has 6 exons. Gene Ontology annotation, biological process: intracellular iron ion homeostasis. Gene Ontology annotation, molecular function: DNA-binding transcription factor activity; protein dimerization activity.
CGAUCGAUCCAUUGUGGACGCCGGGCUCACAUAACGAGAAAAGUUAAGGGACAAAAUCUUAUCGGGGGUCGUCGAAGAUGGACGCUCGUUCUGCUGCGCUUUUGCUGCCAUAAAUCAGCUUGGACACACAACUUUCUCGUCACAGUUUAUUCUAUCAUCGCUCUCUAAAUUUCGUCCAGCACCUCUAUCCUAGCGUUCCUUUUACCCGAUUGCGACCCAAUUCCGGCUGUAUCUAUAUACUGCUCGAAAACUAAAACACUGCAUCUUGUCAAUGAAAGAUUGUAACGACGCUGUCCAAAUUCUAAUAUGUUUUAUUACUUUGAAAUGUGCACAAAGAUACUUUUUAAUAUCAUUUUUUUCCCUUCUUUGAUUUUUCGUUCCGUUGAACAGCUGUGACUUUUGAUAUGUUCUUAUGACCCUAUUGAGUCUUGCCCACAAAAUAUUCGAGCAGAACCCAAAAUGAACUAUGUCUGAGCCCCCUUCUCCCGCCAAAAGCAAAUGCAUGAGUCAUGACUUCCGGACAGCCACAAGGCUGAGAGGUCGAGCCCAUGGAUGGUACAGCUGCUAGAAAAACUCAAAAGGCUGACAGAGAAAAACUGAGGAGGGACCGGCUCAAUGAACAGUUUGUAGAAUUGGGUAGCAUUUUAGAUCCUGAUAGGCCCAAAAAUGACAAAGCAACCAUUCUUGCUGAUACAAUCCAAUUGCUGAAGGACCUUACUUCACAAGUUAGUAAACUUAAAGAGGAAUAUACUACGCUGACUGAAGAAUCCCAAGAGUUGACUCAGGAGAAAAACGAUCUUAGGGAAGAGAAGGCUUCACUUAAAUCAGACAUUGAGAGCCUGAAUAACCAAUACCAGCAACGACUCAGGACUGUGUUCCCUUGGACUGCAAUGGAUCACUCAGUUAUGAUGGCUCCACCUUCAUAUCCAUAUCCAGUGCCAGUGCCACUGGCAGUCCCUCCUGGGCCAAUUCCCAUGCAUCCACCCAUGCAGCCAUACCCCUUCUUUGCAAAUCAAAAUCCUGGGGUCAUCCCAAAUCCGUGUUCAACAUUCGUUCCUUAUCUGGCCCCAAAUACUCUUGAACAUCAGUCCACGCAAUAUGUAACCCCCCCACCUCCUCCAGGUUGCCAUUCCCAUGCGUCAGGAACACAGGAUUCCAGAAAUAAAUCAUCCAGGGAGAGCAAGGUUGAAAAUGAUGGAUGUGCUAAUGAUGUCACCACAGACCUGGAAUUGAAAACUCCUGGAUCUACGACAGAUCAGGAGUUGUCAUCUGGGCAAAGAAAAUCCAACAAGUUGUCCGCGAAGGAAAACAAUUACACAGAAGGGAGUUCAUCCGGCAGGUGUUCUUCAUCUCAUAGCAUACAGGAUAGCUCAUCAAGUAGCGUAGUUGGGAGCAGAAAAGCUGAUGAAUGAGAAGAGAUUCAACUUUAGAGAAGGUGCUUGUACAUUUUGAAUAUAGUCUGAAGCUUUUCAUCCUUACAAAUAUUGCAAGGUUCCGAGGGAACUAGGUCGCUUGGCUCCCUUCUACGGGAAGGUCUUACAAGCAGUCGUAAGAGGAAUGACAUUUUAACUCUUGAAUCUAGAAUUCAACACCUAAUUAAGGUUUAGGAGUGUUAUGUUACAUUUUAAAUACCAUGUGAUUGGGUCUUAGUUCAAAGAUAAACUGUAGAGUCUCCAAGUUUUAAAUGGUAGCUAAUUUCGAAUCAGAAGAGUGGCAGGUUCAAUUGUAAUAUUUCCUGGGCAUUGUACAAUAUUGAGAUUUCGUUUCAAUUGCUGUAUAUCUAGUUAUUUGAUUGCCAAGGAGGUAUGGCUUCAUAAAUUCUGAAUGUCAUGUGUUGUCGACUCAUUGAUCUGCGAAUUGCUGUAAAGUUGAAAACCUGUGUGAGUAACAAGCAUUCAAGUUGAUACCA